This is a messenger RNA of Mesorhabditis belari, 981 nucleotides long. NCBI's taxonomy places the organism in Eukaryota, Metazoa, Nematoda, Chromadorea, Rhabditida, Rhabditidae. The record is from the annotation of a GenBank genome assembly.
AUGAGUGAAGGAACCGAAGUGAAAUCGUCGCCAUUCUAUCGAGAUCGUGAUGAUUGGGCGGACAUCACACCGAUUCUUCCGACACCCGAAGAGAACACUAUUGUGCGAAUUGAUGCUGGAGAAGCUUUUGUUGAUGCUUUCUCCUAUCUUCGUGCUGUUUUGCAAAAGAAGGAAAUCUCGGAGCGAUGUUUUCAACUCACCAAUGAUUGUAUUCAGUUGAAUGCUGCCAACUACACUGUCUGGCAAUAUCGCCGCGACUUAUUGAAGGCUCUCGGACACGAUUUGAAAGCUGAGCUGCGUUUCAUCGGUGAUAUCAUCAUGGAAAAUCCAAAGAAUUAUCAAGUUUGGCAUCACCGCCGCACACUUGUUGAGUGGAUCGGCAAUCCAGGUGAUGAGUUGGAUUUCACUGCUGCCGUGUUCGAUGAUGAGCCAAAGAACUAUCACGGGUGGCAACAUCGUCAAUGGGUCGUGCGUCAUUUCCAUUUGGUCGGCCAACGAGAGAUUGACUAUACAACAAAGCUGCUUCUCGAGGAUUCGUAUAACAAUUCUGCUUGGAACUAUCGUUAUUUCAUCCUACAGUUGUGGGAGAAGAUCGAUCACAAGGAGACACUUGAUAUUGAAAUCAAUUUCUGCAAACAGAUUGCGGGCAAGCUCACCCACAACGAGAGUGUUUGGAACUAUUUGGCCGGGCUUUUGAUCUCUGGUGGACUUAUUUCACGGCCAGAUGUCAUUGAAUGGGCUGAAAAGUUAUAUAGCGAAACGGAGAACCGUGCACAUUAUCUCGUUUCAUUCCUGUUGGAUAUCGAGAUGGAGAAAAUCGAAGAAGGUCUUGAUGGUGGUCUUAUACAUGUGACCAGGGCUAAACAGUUCUGCAAGGAACUUGAGGAGAUCGAUCCGGUACGAACGAAUUUUUGGAGAUAUCAACAGGCUUUGGCUGAGAACAAACACGAAAAGCAAAUUCUUCACGCCCAACAACAUCCA